Messenger RNA from Odontomachus brunneus, 2006 nucleotides. RefSeq lists its product as uncharacterized. The record is from RefSeq and is a predicted model, not a curated record. Lineage: Eukaryota; Metazoa; Arthropoda; Insecta; Hymenoptera; Formicidae. The transcript is spliced from 2 exons. Bases 511 to 1827 code for a protein of 438 amino acids.
AGAAAAAUAUGUAGGUAUAAAUAGUUGAGCUAACAUAAUCUGUCUGCAAAUAUAAAGCUUUAAAGUUUAGGUUGCGUUUAGCAUACACAAUAUUUGUUACACAAAUAACACAACUGUUUUAAAACAACUGUUAAAUGAAAAUUAUCUCUUGAAACAUAAAUCUAUAACGCACGUUCUUCUUCCACAAGUUUAUGAAUCAAUAUUUGUGUUUUUGUUGAACACAACUGUUAGUACUGUGUGUAUUCGAGAAAUUGUCCACUCUAUAUUAUAUGAAGUUUAUGUUCGCUCCUAUUGAAUAACAGACGCAAGACACAUUGAGUCAAGAGUAAACGAAUUAUUUUAUAAAAGAUAGAACAUCGAUGUCUAUACGAUUCUGUAGUAUCACACGAGAAGAAAGUGUUUACAGAUAGUAAUAAUAUAUAACAUUUUCUAUAAAACUUCUCUGAAAGAUAACUCAGCCGGUUGUCACUGAAAAAACUGCAACUAGCUGAUCACUCAAACGCUAGUGAUAUGUCGAGGCAAUUUAUAACGUCCAACGAAAUAUGUAAUUUCCAUAUAAAAGUGGAAAGGCAAGCAAAGAGAUGUAGAAAAUAUGGCAUUUGUAACAAACAAGGUACUUCAGGGCUGUCGACAACCAUAAACGAAUCACGGUAUGAAAAUCUAUUUACCAUUAAAAAAUCUAUACCCGUUCAGUCCUCGUAUUCAUAUAAUCUGGAUUUUUCCAUAUUUCCUAUGCUUUGUGAAAAAGUUUACUCUAAAUUGAAAACAGGACUAUUAGAUGAAAAUGUCUGGGAAGUUAUGCCAUUCUGUUCGUUCAUGCAUGCUAUGACAUCUUGUCUCAACGCUUGGUUAUUUAACACAGUAACUUCCAUCAAUCAAGAAAACCGAUAUAAUGACGAGGAAAAUGCCAUGUUAUUAAUUCAGGGCAAUAUGCUCAUACCGCAACCAAUAGCGGAAUAUUUCUCGAUGAUUAAUACAACGACUACGCCAUCGGGUGAGAAUGUCUACGUUAAUCUUCCGGAUUGUUGCCUGCCACAAUUAUCUAUUCCGGCUAUUGGUAACAUUCCAAGGAUAUCGCCGGGAAGCUUUGGAAGUAUAACUCCCGAUUCCCAUAAUGCCUACGAAUGUUACGUAUCUCCAUAUAUAACACGUCGGUUAGUUGAGGCAUCCCGUGAUGGGGAUAUAGGAUAUGAUCCACUACCUACGGGGCAUUAUCCACAAAAUGCCAUUCCAAAUAUGAAUAUGCUUGGAUUUUUCAACCUUGAUGCACUUACAGACGACGAACAACUAAAAGUGGAUAACUACCAUUUCCCCGAGGAAGAUAACAUGACUGGCCGAUUACAACUUGUACCAAGACUGAUGGAUGAUGUUAAUAAUACAUUGCAGUCAUUUCAUUCUUACUAUAAGAUGGUACCUUAUCACAAUAUUCAGCGAAAAUCCGUGCAAUACAAUUUGAUUUACAAUCGGUACAACGAGGAUCCAAAUAUUGAAAUUGAAGUCUCAGAUACUGAGGAUAUGUUAUGUAGUCCUUAUUCUUUUGACGAAACAGCUGCAACGAAAGCCGCAAUGUUCGCUUUCCGACGGGAAAGGACCGACCAAGCUCGUGGAAUAUGUUAUACCACAGAUGAUGAUGUAGAUCCGAAUGAUUGGGCCGCCACGAUCAAUUAUAAUUUUACAAUGACAGGAAUGUUUGCGCCACUAAUUGGUAUUGACUAUCCUCAACUACGACACGCUAUUCAUACAGCGGAUAUGUUGACCAGGAGGUCGGAAGUAAUAGAUAGUUUGAUCGAAGCCAGCGCACAAGACAAUUCGUAUAGCUAUUCAUAGUUCAGCCUAAUACCAUCUUUCAGCGACACCAUAUCUGCGUAAUUGUUAUUUAUUGUGUUGAUGAAUAUUACUAUUUCUGUGUAAGAGAAAAAAAAACGUCAUAAAAAGACGUUCUUCAAAGUAACUAGAACUUAGAACUGGAUCUUAGAAAGUUUCCGUUCUGUGAUUUUUUAUUUGAA